AAGGAGAUCACUGGGAGAAACUACAAAUCAGGAGUCCAGUGGGAGACUGCAGCCCUGAUCAGGAGUGUUGGCAGGUGGGCGCUCUGCAAUGGAUCAGUGUGAGGACAGAGAGGAGGGAGCUCCUCCCUCUAAAACCACUCUGUGUGGGGAACAUGAAGCUCAGAGAUUAGCAGCAUGGGAGAGAUACGAGUGGAAAUGGACCAAGCUAAUGAAUGACCGAUCUAGGGUCAUACCUAAUGAUUUCAAAUAUGGACGUCGGUUUGAUCAUCUAAGUGUUUGUGAUUCUGUCAGAGACAACCUUCAGAGACCAGACUCCACUGGACCUGGACCCAGCUGUGUGUCUUACAAGAGUGACGACUCUAUGUACAGACCUAUUCAUUUCAAAGAUGGACGUCUGUCUGAUCGUCGACGAGUCCAACACGGGAGACCAGACUCUCCUGGACCUGGACCCAGCUGUGUGUCCUUAAAGAGUGACCGAUCUAAGGGUCUAGACAUUAAUUUCAAAGCUGGAGAGAUUUGUGAUGAUGAAAGAGUUCAGAGAUCAGAGGCUCCCAUUGGUCAGUCUGCCCAGCAGCAUCAAACACAGCUGGACUCCAUAUUGAUGCUGCUCCAGGAGAACAUCAUCCGUUUUGUAAAGACCGAGCUGAAGGAGAUCCAGAGAGUUCUGAGUCCAGAUUACCAAGGAUGCUAUAAGAGUCAGAGGGAUGAUGAGGAUGAAGAGCAGAGGAGGAGCAGAGAGGCCUUUCUGGAGAUCACUCUGCACUUCCUGAGGAGAAUGAAGCAGGAGGAGCUGGCUGACUGUCUGCAGAGCAGAUCUGUUCCAGAGUGCAGACGUAAACUGAAGUCUGACCUGAAGGAGAAGUUCCAGUGUGUGUUUGAGGGGAUCGCUAAAGCAGGAAACCCAACCCUCCUGAACCAGAUCUACACAGAGCUCUACAUCACAGAGGGAGGGACUGGAGAGGUCAAUGAUGAACAUGAGGUCAGACAGAUUGAAGCAGCAUCCAGGACCCCACACAGACCAGAGACCACCAUCAGACAAGAAGACAUCUUUAAAGGCUCACCUGGAAGAGAUCAACCAAUCAGAGCAGUGCUGACAAAGGGAGUGGCUGGCAUCGGGAAAACAGUCUUAACACAGAAGUUCACUCUGGACUGGGCUGAAGACAAAGACCACCAGGACAUCCAGUUCACAUUCCCCUUCACUUUCAGAGAGCUGAAUGCUGAGAGAGAGAAAGUUCAGCUUGGUGGACUUGUUCAUCACUUCUUUACUCAGACCAGAGAAGCAGGACUCUGCAGGUUUGAAGAGUUCCAGGUUGUGUUCAUCUUUGACGGUCUGGAUGAGUGUCGACUUCCUCUGGACUUCCGUAACAAUCAGAUCCUGACUGAUGUUAGAAAGUCAACCUCAGUGGAUGUGCUGCUGACAAACCUCAUCAGGGGGAACCUGCUCCCCUCUGCUCGCCUCUGGAUCACCACAAGACCUGCAGCAGCCAAUCAGAUCCCUCCUGAGUGUGUUGACAUGGUGACAGAGGUCAGAGGGUUCACUGACACUCAGAAGGAGGAGUACUUCAGAAAGAGGUUCAGAGACCAGGAGCAGGCCAGCAGAAUCAUCUCCCACAUCAAGACCUCCCAAAGCCUCCACAUCAUGUGCCACAUCCCGGUCUUCUGCUGGAUCACUGCUACAGUUCUGGAGGAUGUGCUGAAGACCAGAAAGAGAGGAGAGCUGCCCAGGACCCUGACUGAGAUGUACAUCCACUUCCUGGUGGUCCAGUCCAAACUGAAGAACAUCAAGUAUGAUGGAGGAUUUGAGACUGAUCCACUCUGGAGUCCAGAGAGCAGGAAGAUGAUCCAGUCUCUGGGAAAACUGGCUUUUGAUGAGCUGCAGAAAGGAAACCUGAUCUUCUAUGAGUCCGACCUGACAGAGUGUGGCAUCAAGAUCAAGGAAGCCUCAUUGUACUCAGGAGUGUUCACACAGAUCUUUAGAGAGGAGAGAGGACUGUACCAGGAGCAGGUGUUCUGCUUCAUCCACCUGAGCGUUCAGGAGUUUCUGGCUGCUCUUCAUGUCCAUCUGACCUUCACCAAGUCUGGACUCAACCUGAUGGAAGAAGAACAACCAACGUCCCUGAUCUCGAAAAUCUUUAGAGACAAACCUGAACUGAAAUGUCUCCAUCAGAGUGCUGUGGACCAGGCCUUACAGAGUCCAAACGGACACCUGGACUUGUUUCUGCGCUUCCUCCUGGGUCUUUCACUGCAGACCAAUCAGACUCUCCUAAGAGGUCUGCUGACACAGACAGGAAGUAGAUCACAGACCAAUCAGAAAACAGUCCAGUACAUCAAGAAGAAGAUCAGUGAGGAUCUGUCUGCAGAGAGAAGCAUCAACCUGUUCCACUGUCUGAAUGAACUGAAUGACCGUUCUCUAGUGGAGGAGAUCCAGGAGUCCCUGAGAUCAGGACGUCUCUCCACAGAGAAACUGUCUCCUGGUCAGUGGUCAGCUCUGGUCUUCAUCUUACUGUCAUCAGAGAAAGAUCUGGACGUGUUUGACCUGAAGAAAUACUCUGCUUCAGAGGAGGCUCUUCUGAGGCUGCUGCCAGUGAUCAAAGCCUCCAACAAAGCUGUGUGA
This is a messenger RNA of Notolabrus celidotus (New Zealand spotty), 2614 nucleotides long. RefSeq names its product protein NLRC3-like. The record is from RefSeq and is a predicted model, not a curated record. NCBI's taxonomy places the organism in Eukaryota, Metazoa, Chordata, Actinopteri, Labriformes, Labridae.